AGGUGCUAUGUGCAGCUGGUGAGCAGUGAGGUGGAGGGAGGGUUCCAGGAGGGAGGGUGUGUGGAGGGGGAGGGAGAGGGUGUCCACGGGUUCCCUGGCCUCCUCCCUGUCACAUACACUGUGUUGGUCUAUGGUCUGGCAGCAGGGGGAGGGGUGGACUCUUCUGGAGAACCUGACUACAUCACUGUAGCUACUGUCCAUGAUCCCCAGCCAUCCAAUCAACCUUCUCCUACUGAUAAGAUGACAAGGCCACUUGUUAUUCCAAAUGGCUCAACUCCCUGGUGUGCUGAAGGUAAACAGCCAUGCUCAAUUCUAGUAGUGUUUCUUUAUCGAUACAAACAGGAAUUAGUGUUGGUGUAUGUAUUGGAGCUAUUACAACAUGCAUUUUGUUUGUGAUGGGGAUCAUUGUAGUAAAGGUGCUCAUGAUACACAGAGAAAGAAGGAAAGUGGCUAAGUCUUCAGCAGCUUCUUCCAAACAUGUGGCAAUGGAGAAGAACAUGGCAUAUGAGUUGCAUAAACCACAGCCUCAGAGAAAAGGCCACACAGGACCUCAACAGUACUGUCAACCCCCAAACCCUAUAUAUGAAGAUUUGUAGUAAUGUGUGUAUCAGCCACCAGUUUGUUUUCAUUGUCUGCUUUUUAUAUACCCAGUGCACCUAUAUAUACAAGUGAAAUGAUAGGGGAUGUAGGGAUGUCACUUCAUGAAAAAAGAGGGAACAAGAAGAUGCCUACACCGAGACAGAAAGUCAUUCAUAACCCCAUCCCUACAUCUUUCUUUCUUUCUAGCAAAAUCAGUUGAUGAUCUAUCGUUUGUAUGCUGAUGCAUUCAUGAGAAGCAAAACGU
Molecule: messenger RNA, 844 nt
Organism: Geodia barretti
Lineage: Eukaryota; Metazoa; Porifera; Demospongiae; Tetractinellida; Geodiidae
Source: the annotation of a GenBank genome assembly